AUGGAGGGUCCUUGGCUGAAGAUGGCCACUCCACAACACUUCUGCUUCCUUUAUUCACUUCGCUCUCCCAGCUACUUGAAGACUCAGAUCGUAUCUCCGAGGAGGUUCCUUGAAGUCCACCAGGAUGUCCUGCCCACAGUACAAAGCAGGCACAGCAAAAGGGGGCGACACUGUAGCAUUUGGGAACAACGCCGAUGCAAAGGGGGGCAACACCUCAGCAGCAGGGAACCAAGCCUUUGCAAAGGGGGGCGACACCACCGCAUACACCAACGCCUCAGCAACGGGGGGCAAUACCUCAGCAACAGGGGCCUGUGCCAAAGCAGUGGGGGGCAACGUCACUGCACAGUAGUGACCACCUCAGCCAUACUAACCCCAAUAUUAGCCUUACUACCCCGCUUGGUAGCCAUACUACCCCCCCAUGUCAGCCAUUCUGCCCCCCUCCCCGGCAAUGCUACCCCAAGCAGCAGGAUCAAAACCCGAAAUGCUGUUAAGAAGCUGUUGAAGGCAACGUCCGGAAGGGGGAUGGAGAAAGACAAAGUCCAUCUCUUGAGAUCUUCCAACCUCAACCAACACGGAAGCCCACCAAGAAAACAAGGCCCCUGGGAAUUGAUGCUUCAAGACACCUUCCACGCAACUCCGGGGUGGCUUAUUUCGUUGGCUUCUCGAAGGCCAACCCAACCACCGAAAGACCAUACGGUUGGAGAACUCGGCAGCCAAAACCAUCAUGAGAACUUCCAAGAAGAACAGGGCUCUUGAUCCUGGAUCAUGUCAUCGUCUUCUCCUACCUUCCCCCUUCCUGGUGCCUUGCCCUGUGCUCUGCUUCUCUGCUGGCAAAAUCUUAUUAAAGUGCAUGAAUUAGCUGA
Molecule: messenger RNA, 863 nt
Organism: Pantherophis guttatus
Lineage: Eukaryota; Metazoa; Chordata; Lepidosauria; Squamata; Colubridae
Source: RefSeq, a predicted model, not a curated record